AUGGCUGAGAAGAUAUCCGCCGAGUUCGGGCGGAUGCGGGUAACGCCGAAAAAGAACGAGUCAGUGGGUCCGAAAUAUACAAAGGUGAGAGUAUUCUAUUGAAACUUCGAAAUUGGGUCAUUUGUUCAGGAAGGAGGAGAAUUACUGGUCCAAGAACGGCGGCCGGCAACAAAAGACGACAUGAGCCGAUAUGACCAAGUCACGAGGCUUCUGGUCAAUUGGUUCCGCAUCUCGAACAAUAUCGAGGGCAAGAUUGUGAGGAUAUGGCUCUGAAAUUGAUAUAUUUCAACGAGAAAAGCUGAUAGGUUCACAAAUAAGUUGGGAAAAUGAGGAAAGUCGCUAAUUUUGAGUUUCUUUCUUAAAUUUUGUUUCAAAGCGCUGCAAUUUCUUUACUCUAAAAAACUUCAUUGGCCACUCAAGUGGUUCCCCAAGGAAUAUUUGGAGAGGACACUAAAGGGGCCACUAUUUUGCGCCUUAGUGGCCACUAGUUGCACUUAGACUUUUAAAAAGGCCACUAAUUUUUAGAAACUUAAGCGGUCAUUAUUUCGACUACUAUAGUGGCCAUUAAGACGUUAAAACCCUUAAGCGACCACUAGAAAUUUUUCCAGCAACUUGAACUUUCCGAAUUUCCAACCAGUCCGCUCUCAGCUUGUCGUUUUUAAAAAUUAAAAAUAAUAAAUUUCUUAAAAAAUAAAAAAGGCUGUUCUAAAACCCUCAUGAAGAUUAUUAAAGGCCCAGAAAAUUUUCGAGGCUAAAAAUAACCCUAAAAGCAGCAGUUCGUCUCGAGAGACUUUUUCGAAAUUUGUCGAUGCUCCUUUAAAGAGCAAGGAUUUUAACUCGAAAAUUUUUUUUUGAAAAGCAUUUUCUUCACAUUCCAGUCUAUUAAAAAUUUCAUUUUUCACCGUUUUUCGAGGUAAAAUUUCUUGAAAAAACCAAAAUCUCAUUUUUUUCGAACUCUAAAAUACCUCCCAACACUUAGAAAAAAAUUUCAAAUCUCUAAGAUUUUUCUUAAAGAAUAUUUUUCUCAUCAUUUCAGUCUCUAAAAUCUCAAUUUUUUACCGUUAUCAGGCAAAAUUUCUUGAAAAAACCCAAAAAAUCCAUUUUUUUUUUCAAAUUUAGUACUCCUCUCGUCAUCCUAGACCACUAAAGUCUUCAUUUUUCCAGGUAAACGAGUACGAAAUCGAUUUAUUCGAAGUGAGAAGCCCGCCGCCGCGAAGAGGGCGGGGCGGGGGUCCGCCCCGGGCGGGCAGACCCAUCGAGAAAGCGAUCAAGAGCAAGUAACCAAUAAAUAAACCAAAAGAAACAGGGAUCUCACGUAUUUCAGAGAGAAAUUGAUCCAAGUCUUCUGGUUUUUCAUUCGUUCUGUCGACUUUGAUCGCAGAACCGGCGUCAUUUUCGACGAUUUUCAGACUUUUUGGACCUGCGAAAGGCAUCUUUUCAAUCGCGAGUAUGAUGUUCCGCAUCCGACGGUGAGAAAAGAGAUAUUUUCUUGGAAAAAAAAUAUUUUUAGUCCCAAAAUAUGGCACAUUACUGUCACUAAUAGACUUCAUAGUUGAAAAAAAUGAUCAUAAUUUCAAAAAAAUGAGGCCAUUUCGACUCGAAAAUUAUCAUAAAAGCCCAUUUUUUUUUCGAGGAGGAUGAUAAUGCAAUAGCAGAAAUGAAAAGAAUAAACAAAUGACGGGAUUGAAACAGAAAUGUCAAGUAAAAAAAAUUUUUUUUUCAAAAUCUUAAUUUUUUUGCUCAAGGUCUGUACAGAAGUUCAUAAAUUUUCAUUUUUCGAAAGUUCCCUAGAAGGUCAGUUAGAGAUUCCCCUCCAGGGAUCACUUUAUCUCUUCCUAUAGGGGCCACUGAAGCAUGCAAAAGGAAUCACUACAAAAAAAAAAUAAAAGUCUCCUAUAGGGACCACUUAAGCUUUAGAGGCUCGUGGGGUCCGAUCCUAAAUCCCUAUAAGGACCACUUGAAUUUUCGCCCUCUAGGGACCACUGCUUUGUCCACUAAAGGGCUAUUUUCUCUUAUAUUCACUCUAGGGACCACUGGGAGUCUCUGAAAUUAUUUUGUAUGAAAAUCUUAGCUGCAAGUCUUUCAAUAACACGAAAAAUUGGUCUCCGACUUGAAAAUAUUAGAAAAUUUAUUUAUUUUUUCUUUAAAUAGCAAGGAUUUUUCAACAAGAUUUUUCAUUUUUACCACAUUUUUAUCAAAAUACAACUUUUCUUGUCAUUUUUCAUAGCUUUUUUAGUUUUUUUAUAAAGUUUUUAGUUUCAUUUUAACAUCUUUUGACGAUUUUCUAAAGCUUUUUCAAGUUUUUUUACCGUAUUUUACUCAAAAUUCAACCUCUCAACAAUUUUUAAGAAGCUUUUACUUUUUUUUUUCGCACUUUUAAUUGAAUUUUAAACAUUUUUUGACGUUUUUUGUCAUUUUCCAGAAGUCAGGCCUGAAGUAUAGGGCCAAAAUAAGACACCUAACUUCAUAUCCCUUGACUUUUUCCGGCCAGGGACCCGAGGACUACGAAGAAGUCAAUAGAACCCACAAAUUCAUGAAGGUUUUCCCUAUUUUGAACCUCUAAAAUCGAAUAAAUUGAAAUAUUUCAGUGUCUCUUGACGCAAAGAGCGAGAUAUGUGAGUGGGGAUGGAGAGGACGACGUUCAGAGGUGACCACUUAAGGGAAAAUCUUGGAAAACUCGAAAAAAAUUGCAGGAUUUUUCAACUAUUUCUAACAUUUUUUUACAAGGAAAAAAAUCCUUGGUAUUCAAAAAAAGCUGAUUUUUUUCGAAGUUUUUUUAAUUUAUUUUUCCCACUUUUUGAAGUCUUCAAGGCUUCAACCAGAGAAAAAUUUAAUGGAAUAGUUUGAAAAAAAUUUGAAAAAAAUUCCAGGGUUUCCAAGCAUCGAAAAAAAUUUCAAAAAAAUUAAAGAAGAAAAAAAUCUGAUCAAAAGUUUUCAUUAUUAAAAAAAAAUUUUCCGAACUUCUAUCAAUGUUUCUCAUUUAACUAGGGAACACUUAAGGGAAUUAUUUGAAAUUUUGAAAAAAAUUCUAUGGUUUUUCAGUCGUUUUUUUGAUUAAAUCUCGACAAAAAAAUUCAAAAUUUUUGAAAGUUUCAGAAAGAAAAAAAUUUAAUCAAUGAUCUCUUCAAAAAAAUUAUACAAAAAAACUGAUUUUUUUCAAAUUUUUUUAACGAUGUUUUUUUAUUCAUUUUUUUGAAUUUCUUGUGGUUAAUUGAUUUUUUUCAAGAUUUCAUGGAUAUUUUUUUCUACUGAUUUCGGGAAUUUUUUUCCAGUUCUUGGAGGUUUUUUUAAAGGGUUUACAUUAGCUUAAAUUUUUUUAAAUCGAAAUUCAGGUUAGAAAAAAAUCAUUCUAAUUUUUCUUUAUCAAUAGAAAGCUCAAAAUUCGAAAAAAAUGUUUUUAAAUCUCUUUUUUUCUAAUAGAGAACUAGUUAAGAAAAAAUUUUUUUUGAUUUUUUUAUAAAUUUUUAUGAAAUAAAUAAGUUUGUAUAAAAUUAUCCCUUCUUUUUGUCCUUUUUUUAGAUAUUUUUGAAAUUUUUUUAUUUUUUUUUGUCAUUUUUUUCCGAAGAUUUUUUGAAUAUUUUCUAUUUUUCAGAAGAUACGCGAAUAAAUUCGCCGUCGAUCGUCUGAAUAUCUACUACAUUCCUAGAGAAAAAGGCGAUCCAAAGGUUUUUUCUUGGAAUUUUUGGAAAAAAAAAGAGAAAUUCAGAUCGAAGUGGCCCCUGGAGUGAACGCCUGGCUCGGAUUGUAUUUUGCCAUCCGACAAAUGCAGAAUAACGACUUGGCCGUUAAUCUAGGGUGUUAGUUUUGUUUUUUUCGUAUUGAAUUCAGAGAAAUUUUUCAGGAAAAUGUGAAAUUUUUCUAUAAAAAAAUAUGACUGGAAGUUUUUUUGAAAAAAAGCAUUUUUUUGAACUUUUUUUGGUAAAUUAAGAAAAAUUUUUUUAGGAAAAGAGGGAAGUUCCUUUGAAUUUCUCUUUUGAAAUGAAAAAAAUGAUGAAAAAAAUAGAAUUAAAAAAAUUUUUUUACUUGAAAAAAAUCAUGAAAAUUCCUGAAAAAAACUAGAAUUUUUCGAAAAAAAAAUUUUUUGGAUUUUUUUGAAAAAUGAGCUGAAAAUUGAAAUUUCGUUCAUUUUUUUCUUGUGAAAUUUGUGAGAAAUUCUGGAAAAAUUAGUGAAAAAUAUGGUCUUAUUCCAAUUAUAAAAAAAUUUAAAUAUGACUUGUUUUUUUGAAUUUUUCGAAAAAAAUGAAAAAAACCCUUGAAAAAAAAGUAGAUUUAUGAACUAUGUACUCAAUUUAACUAAAAAAACGAAAAUAAAUGAAUUUUUCGUCCAAAAAAAUAAAGAAUAUUGCUAAAAAAAUUUCAAAAAUUCGAAAAAAAAUCCUGAAAAAAAUUGUCUUAUAACAGUCCUGGUUCAACUAAAAAUGACGAAAAAAACUAAUUUUUUUAUCGAUUAUUUUUUUCCAGUGAUCAACGGGUUGUUCUACGAUUUGUACGACACUCUACGAAGAUCCAGAUCGGAAAAGCUGGGAAUUCUCGAUUAUUGUCUCGAAAUUCAGUCCAAUGUGCGUGAUUUAAUGAUUGAAAAAAAUGCUAAAAUACAGGAAAAAAAUUGUAAAUUUUUUUAACUUCUAGCCUUAUAAAAAAAGCGUCAAAAUGGUUCUAGAAUAUAAAAAUAAUGACCUAAAUUGUCUGGUUUUUUUAUUUUUUUGUGCAAAAAAAGAGUUUAUUCAUACACAGGCAGUUAUUUUUUUCAUCGUUGAAGUAAGAAAAUUAUAAUUUUUUUCCUUCAAAAAAAUUUGAAACAGCUUCAUUUUUCUGCCCUUUUUUUGAAUGGAAAAACCCUCUUAUUUUCUUGUAAUUUUUCCUCAUUUUUUUCUGAUUUUUUUCUUCACUUUUUUUCAGUUUUUUUCUCGAAGAAAUCACUAUUAUUUUUUUGAAUUUUUUUGAAAAAAAGUUUGAAAAAUAAUUCUUCAAAAUUUAGUUUAAGCCUGAAAAAAACCAGUUAAUUUGAACGAUAACAGCUGAAAAUAAUAUUUUUUUCUACUUUGAAAUUUUAAAAAAUAUCUUUUUCUGUCAUUUUUUGUAGAGAAAAUGUUCUUAUUUCUUGUAAUUUUUCUCAUUUUUUUUGUUUUUUGGUCAUUGCUCCAGCCUUAUUUUCAAAGAAAUCAGCCUUGUCUUUUUGAAUUUUUUUGAUGAAAUUUUUGGAAAAUAAGCCCUCAAAAAUUAUCUUAAUUCUACACAGGCAGUUAUUUUUUUACCAUUCAAAUCUGAAAUUUAUGAUUUUUUUCCUUAAAAAAAUUGCAAAAAAAUUCCGUUUUUCUGCCAUUUUUUUGAAUGGAAAAUCCUUCUAUUUCUUGUAAUUUUUCCUCAAUUUUCUGAUUUUUUUCUUCACCUUUCCAGUCUUUUUUUCGAAAAAAAGAAGCCUUGUCUUUUUGAAUUUUUUUGAUAACAAUUUGAAAAAAAGAGUCCUCAAAUAUAUCUUAUUUCCACACAAACAGUUAUUUUUCAUCAUUGAAAUGUGAAAAUUGUAAUUUUUCUCCUUAAAAAAUUUCAAAAAUCUUCAAUUUUCUGUCAUUUUUCGAACGGAAAAUCCUCUUAGUUCUUGUAAUUUUUCCUCAUUUUUUUGAUUUUUUUCUUCAGUUUUCUAAGGAAAAUCUCUUUUUGAAAAGACAGUUUUUCUAUUUUUUUCAAAAUCAAAAAAAUGAGCCCAUAAAAGCCCAUAACUGUAUAGAAUCCGAGCUUUUAAUGCUAUUUCCUGAAUUUUCAGCGUCUUCAAACAAAAUUGAUCCUUAAAAACUAUUUCAAACGAAAAAAAAUCUUUCAAAAUUUUAAAAUCAAAGAGUUUUUUCGAUAAUUCAGAGUUUGAGAUUUUUUCAGGCCUCUCCGGAAGAAUUGAAAGAUCUGAAGGAGAGUCUGAGAAAAGGCGAAUACGGGAUCGGCGAAGGAGGAAGGUCCAAAAUCCUGAAACUGAUUCGGAAUAUGCGAGUUUGCUACGAAACGUGCAUCAGAAACCCCAGAAGUAAUAAAUGGUUUGUUCUUCUUUUUUUAACAAGAAAAAAUCCCGAAAAAUCAUGAUUUUCUGGGAAGAAUCCUAGUGUUAAGCGGUCCAUUAAGGACUAUUUGCAAAGGGCACUGAAGGGGUCACUUAAACUACCUCUAUAGAAGCCACUAUUUUGCGUCUAAGUGGUUACUAUAGUAGUUUUCAGUAGUCUAGUAGUACCAAUCAGACUUCUAAAGAGGCCACUAAUUUUCAGCCGCUUAAGUGGUCACUAAUUGGACUACUACAGUAGCCACUAAAGUGUCAAACUUCUGAAGUGGCCACUAAAAAUUUUUCUAUAACGGCUGAGUGGUCACUAUGGGGAAUAGAGCGAAAAGCCGCUAUAAUGAACAAAAGAGUGACCUCCGAAGGCCUCUAAAACUUAAGUGGUCCCUCUAGGGGGUCCAGUGAUUUUCUGUUCAGACUGGAAAGGUAAAAAGAUGCAUUUAAUGAAACUCGAGUGAUUAAUUGAUACUUUUCAUUCAAAAAAAACGAGUUUUCCAUAUAUUAAUAAUUCUUAUCAUACACUCUAACAUUAAACCCCUAGAGUGGCCACUUUUCUUAAUUUUAGUGUCCUUUUUAGGGGUGGUUCCCUUGAGGGGAACUUGAAAAAGCCCCCCUUUUCUCUCUAGCGACCUUUGAGACGUUUCUAGAGUAUUUUUUAUUGAUCUCGACUGAAUUUCACUUAAGGACCUUCUAAUUGAAGAAAAUUGAAAAAUUCCUUGUAUUAAAGGCAUAGGGGCAGUAAAAAACGGUGUUUUAGUUCAAAGCAGUACUUUGUAGAGCUUUUCAUUGCGAAUCGAACGGUGAACUUGGAAACGUAAAGAAGUUCCUUUUGGAGAAAAAAUAAUUCAAAAUCGGAGAGAAGAAAGUUUGAGUUCCCGCGAAAAGGGCACUUUGCAGUAAAGUUGCUCCAAGGACAACAGGCUUCGCCAUUUUUCUGGUUUCCGCUUUUUUCUUCGUUUCUUUCAAUUUUCAAUUUUUUCUGUUGUCACCAAAGUUCUCUUCGUCACAAAUACUUUCUAUUCAUGUAUAAUUUGCAAACUUUGAUCGCAAAAAAGCUUUUCUGGUGAAAAAUGAUGAUUUUUACACAGGUUUCGAUUGGGAUAGCGAAUAUUUGUGUUUUCUUUAUUAUCGGUGUGUGUUUUCUGUUUUCUUAAUCGGUUUUUCAGAGAAGAAACCAUUCAUGUGAAGCAGAAAUCCGGUUAUUUCUCACAAAAUGCGAGUCUAAUGAGACGUCCGCAACAUCGCGUGCACGGCUACUGUAAACAGUUGUCUGCAUGCCGAUCCAAAGCAUUUUUCAUUAAAGGCGGGAAAGUAAAAUCGCGUUUUUCUUCUCAAGUUGUCACAUCUGUAAUUUUUUUGAGUACACCAUUCGAUUCGCAAAGAAAAACUAUACAAGAUACUGCUUUCACCUGAAAUCCCAUUUUUUACUGCCCCUAUGCCUUUAAGUCUUUUUUCGACCCCUCAAAGCCCUCAAACUAGACGAGUUUUGACAUUUUGAAAAAAGGUCAUUUAAGGGUUUUUCUUCACAACUUGGAAGAUAUUUAUUAUUUUGGAAUCAGAAUGUACGAAACAUUUCCUUGGAAGCAGAACUUUUGGAACGGAUUUUGCGAUGAUUACUUUUUCAAAAUCGAUAUUCAAAAUUUCUUUUUUCUUCUUCUUAUUUUAACUUUUCUGUUCGAAGUAACGACGAUUCAUUUUUUCAAGCCAGAUUAUUCGAAAAAAGGGCUUUAUUUUAUUCAGAUUUAAGUACGAAAACAGGAAAAAAAGCCAAUUUUUUUUUUUGAAGUUUUCAAGCCAAAAUGAAGUUUAACAAGUUAUUUAUCAAUUAAAAAAAGACGUUUACAUCAAGAUUUCAAUACGAAAAACGAAAAAAAGUGUAAAGUGUUAGAAAAAAAGCAGAAAAGAGUCUACCGUAACUUGGGAUUUUUUUCGUUCUUUCGCUUUGAGACCCUUCGAAAAACACGAGUCUCGAAGCGCAAUUCACACCAAAAAGUCAUAAGGUUUCCAUGCAGGACGAAGAAAAUAUUCAGAAAAAAAAGUUUUUGAAACUUAAAUAACCAAAUUUUUAGAAAAUCGGUCCUCGAAACUGUCGAAUUGAUAAUAUUCGAAAAUCAGUUCGAAUUCGAAAAACUGAAAAACUAGACAGCAUAAAAAAUCAGAUCACUUUCCAAUGACAUACUUUUUUAUCCUUAUUGAAAAAGAAGAAAAUAGAAUUCAGGGAUGUUGUUGAACGACAUGGAAUCAUCGUCGACAUUGCCAAACAAACGCCGAAAAGUUAUUUUUUUACGACCAAAAAAACGACGAUGGAUGCGGUUUUUCUACAUGUGUGGGAGCAAGAUCGAGUCCGUUACUUAUAAUAAUUAUUUCUACUAGAAAAAAAGAAUUUUUUUCAAGUCGGAUAAUUCGAAAAAAAUAGGGCUUUUUUUCAGAUUUUUUUGUACAAAAAAACGUAAAAAGGCAAAUUUUCAAGUUUUUUUAAGCCAAAUUGAAGUUUAAAAAGAUAUUUUUUUAAUUAAAAAAAGACGUUUACAAGAAGAUUUCAAUACAAAAAAACGAAAAAGAAAUCAUUUUUCGGAUAAGAUAAAAAGUCUAUUUUUUACACAUUUUUUUGAAAAUUUUAAGUUUAAAAAGUGAUUUUUUUCAACGAGGAAAAAUUUUUUUAAUCCAAUUUUUUAUAGAAAAAGAUGUUUUUUUCCUUGAACAUUUUAGCCAUUUAUUCGAUUUUUUUGGAAGUUAGGAAUGAUUUUUCUAUGAAAAAAAUUAUACUGAAAAAUUUUUUUAAGGCUCUUUAUUAACCUUUUAAAAAAAUAUGAAUCUCAUAGAUAUAAAUAAAUGAAUAAAAUUAAAGUCAAUUUUUUUCAAAUUUUUCAGCUUUUUUUGAAAGGAUUUUUCAACAGUUUUUUUGCGGCAGAAAAAAAUAUUUUUUUGAGAUUUUUUUCAAAUUUUCAGCUUCUUUAAGGUAAUUUCCAACGUACUUUUUCUAUUUUUUUACGACUUUAAUCUUCAAAAAAAUAAAAAAAAUAAGACUCAGAGUAAUGGUUUUUCUUUUUCAAAUUUUGACACUUGAAAAAAAUAAUAAAUCAUCUUUUUUCGCGGAUCUUUUGACUGAAAAUUGAAGAUUUUUCUUUUUUUCAACCAAUUUCCAGAUACCCAACACUGCCUUGUCUCAUUUUGAAGCAAAGCAAAAAGUCGGAAGAUUUGCAUCACGCCCCCCUUUGCAAGGUGACCAUCAACGAGACGGCCCAGAAAUUCCUCAAUUCCAUGGAUACGAACAUGAAAAUCAAGUUUAUACAGGUAGGGGUUUGGAAAUGGAAGUAUUAGGAAGAUUAUAAAUUUGCUGAAAAAAUUAAUUUUCAAAAAAAAUAAAUCAGGUUUCGGGGUCCAAAAGAACCUUAAGAAGCUCAAGAACCUCAACAAAAUUUCCUCUUUCCAAAAAAGUGCGAAAAAGUGGUACUACGCUCAACAAUUUUAGUGACCACUUAAGGGUUUUCACGUUUUGGUGGCCAUUAUAGUAGUCAAAUAAGUGACCACUUGAGUGACUUAAAUUUAGUGGUUUCUUCAGAAGUCUAGGUGGUACCACUGGACCCUUGAAUACUACUAUAGUGACCACUAGAACGGAAAAUAGUGGCCACUAUAGAGGUGGUUCUAGUGACCACUUUAGUGUCCUCACCAAGAACUCCUUGAGGAACCCCUUAAGUGACCAUUCGAGUUUUUCCAGGUACGAAAAUCCAUUUUAUUCAGGUAUAAUUUCGGAUAAGGGAAGGUUGGGAAGUUGACCGAAAAAUUGAAAUUUUCAAAAAAAAAAAUUCAGGUUUCGGGGUCUAAAAGAACCUUAAGAAGCUCAAGAACCUCAAAAAAAUUUCCUCUUUUCAAAAAAGUGCAAAAAAGUGGUACUACGCUGGAACAAUUUUAGUGACCACUUAAGGGUUUUAAAGAUUUGGUAGCCACUAUAGUAGUCGAAUAAGUGACCACUUACGUGGCUAGAAUUCAGUGGCCUCUUCAGAAGUCUGAUUGGUAAACUGGAUCAAUGAAAACUACUACAGUGACCACUAGGACGCAAAAUAGUGACUUCUAUAGAGGUGGUUCAAGUGACCACUUUAGAGUCCUCUCCAAAUAGUCCUUGAGGAACCUCUUAAGUGACCACUAGAGUUUUUCUAGGUUAAAAAAUCGAGUUUUUUUUCAGGUAAAAUAAAUUCAGGUCCAAGAGAUGUUUUAAGAAUCCAAAAAGACAAAACGUGUUCUUUGAGUUUUAAAAAAGGUACGAAAAAAUCGUAUUACCCUAGGAAAAAUUCUAGUGGACACUUUAGGGUUUUGACGUUCUAUUGGCCACUACAGUGGUCGAAUAAGUGGCCACUUGAGUGGAUAAAAUUUAGUAGCCGCUUUAAAAGUCUAAUUGGUACUACUAGAUCAUCAAAACUACUAUAGUGACCACUAGGACGCAAAUUACUGACUUCUACGGAUGUGGUUCAAGGGACCACUUUAGUGUCCUCUCCAAGUAGUCCUUCAGCAAUUUUUUAAGGGAUCCGGGUUACAGUAAGUGCCUGCGUAUCUAAGUAUUGAUGAGUUUUUCCUAGGCAAGUGAUAUAUCAAUCGAUAGGUAAUCAACUUUUAGCAACCUUUUCAGUACUCACCAUCUUGGGUUACUGUAGGAAUUUUUUGAGAUACGGUAGUUUUUAUGUUUGCAAAGUUGGUUUUUGUUUCUCGGUAAAGUUACUACUUGAAAAAAUUGGUUAUUUUAUUAGAUUUUAGUAAUUUUGAAGCUUUUCCCUUCGAAAAAAAAUGUUCCAGGGAGCCACAAGAGACCCCCAUAUCCACCAUCAAAUGACGAAAGAUAUGAUGAAUAUGAUGGAAUUCGACACGACGAAAUCCAUCAAUUUCCUCGACGCUUUUAAGGUAAAAACUGUUGAAAAAUGGCGAAAAUUAUCCAUUUUUAGGUGGAUAUCUCGACGAAAAUGGUCGAAUGCCAGGGAAAAGUCCUCAAAGCGCCAAAUUUGGUCAAUGGGGUCGGUUUUACGGAAUUAUUUGAGUUAUAUCCAGCAUAUUUUCAACUUUUUCGAGGUUUUCAAAAGCUUUCUUAAGAACGCCAGAGUGGCCACUAGAGGGGUUUAGCUGGGUUUCCUUUAGGGGCUCUUAAGCUUGAAAAAGUGGCCACUUGAGGGGGACAUGCUACUGAUUUUCAUACUUAUUUUCAACUUCAAACCAUAAAAAAAUUAAAAGUCAUUGUAGGGACCACUUGAGCUUUAGGAGCUUCAGAAUCAGAUCUGAAGUCCCUAUAGGAAACACUUGGAUUUUACCCCUCUAGUGAGGACUAUUUUGUCCCCUAUAGGGUCUGCUUUUCCCCUAACCCCUCCAGGGACCACUCCGAAGUUUCAAGGCUGGAAAAAAAAUUUUCCCUACGAGACCUCUUUCUGAUUUUGUCUAUGCGCCUUUAAUUAGCCAUAAUUAAUUUUUUGCAGAAAGGAAAGGCGAUUGAAAUCCUGCCGGAACGGACUUUCCGCGAGAAAGUUUUUGAACAGUUGGUUUUUAUUUUUUUGAAGCUUCUAAAUGAAAAAAAAAUCGGUUUUUAAUAAUUUUCUAAUAAGCUUAUUUAAAUUUAAAAAAUGUAUCAUAUUUAAUUUUAGAAGUGAAAAUUUGAAUCUGCUUUUUUGAGCCAUUCCAAAUGCGGUCAUUGUUCAAACCACGCCCCUUGCGACUCAAAAUAGUCGAAAAUCGGCUCUGAGAAAGUAUCCUUACGAGACCUUUACAAAAAUUUGCCUAUGCGCCUUUAAAUAGCCAUAACUGCAAUGAACCGUUGGUACAAGAAUUUCAAAUUUCGUUUUUGAAGGUUUUUUUGAAUUAUUAACACAGUUACUUGGCAUAUUGUGUAACGUUUUAACCUAGUUACUGUGAGGCUCCGCCCCCUCACUGGAUUACGGUAUGAUUUUAAUUCGAAUUUCAGCGGUCCCGGGUAAAAGUUUGACGUUCGCUGUGAUCGUGAUCAAUAAAGAGAACGGCGAACCUUGCGUCGUACCAGAUUCUGCCGAGUGAGAAGUCUGAAAAUCACAGAGAACCUUAUAUAGUCAAUCCAUGUAGUUCAAAAAAAUGGAUAGAAUUAGCAAAAUUGCGAUUCUCUAAUUUCAAAAAAAUGAGCUUUUUCCUUGAUUGAUUUUGAAGAAUUUCUAAAGGUAUCACUUGAAAUUUAUUCAGAAAGGAUUCUUAAUUUUUUUACGAAGUUUCUACUUUUUUUAAGGAAUAAUUGAGAGACCCCUAUAGGGACCACUUGAGCUUGAGAAUCAGAUCUGAAGUCCCCAUAGGGACCACUUGGGUUUAACCCCUCUAGUGGGCACUAUUUUGCACCUCUUUAAGAGGUGUUUUUCCCCAUACCCCUCUAGGGACCACUCUGAAGUUCUACUCUCUCAGGGAUCCUUAAGUUCUUGAAAACCCUUGAGUGGUCACUAGAGAGGUUAGAGGAAAAAGCCCCAUUUAUGGGACAAAACAGUGCUUUAAAGGAGUAUAUAUUAGGUGAUCGCUAUAGGAAUUUAUAGUCUGCUCCCUUAAGUGGUCCCUAGAGCGACUUUUUUUUUUUAAUUUUAUGAUUUUUUUUUUCGGAUAAAAAGACGGAAAAAACCGCUAGUAUACUUCUUUAAAGUGACCCCUUUUGCAAGGUUAGGAAUCCUAGGGAACCUACAAGAGCCCCUCUAGUGACCACUCUGGCGUUCCUGAGUAAUUUUUCUACUUUUCUUUUUCAGGAGGAAUAUAGUCCGUUCAGAUUUUGGAUGUCAAGUAGAAUGACGUCAUUCGAAAACACUCUGUGGAUGACUCGCUCUCUGAUUGGUUCAUCGCGCCAUUAGGGGGGCGGAGCUUGAGCGACGACUUGACAUUUGAAAUCUGAACAGACUAUAAUCAACGACGGAAAAGAGAAAUUGUAAUAGAGAUUUUUGAUAUCAUUCCUUGAUAUAGUCAAUCCUUCUCGACUUGAAAGGCGAGAUGGGAAGGGUGGCGCGUUGCGUACGCGACGCGGCUUUUGGCGGGUAACGUAAAUUUAAACGCGAGCUACUUUUUUCAAUAUAUUUCUUUUUUUAAUGGUUUUAUUAACCGGUUUCGAAAUAAUUUAGUUAACCGAUUUAAAAUAUUGAAAUAAUAAAAAAAUAAUAAAACACAUACCAGCCUAUCCAUCUCGCCUUUCAAGUCGGGAAAUAUUUACUAUAAUCUGAUUUGAAGAUGAAGAAACUUGAAGUUUCAAAAUGUUUUUCUUGCAGAGUUUUCUUCCACAAACUCGAAUUCGCGAUGAAAGACCGUGGGAUGACCCUCGCCGACCCUGCUUUACACAUUGUAAAAUCAUUAUUUUUAUUUUCUUCUUCAGAACAUUUUAAGGUCUUGAAAACCUUUUCGUCUUUUUUUUUAAAUUUGAAGCGUCUACUUAUAAGGAAAAUGAGCAGCUUUUUGUUGGGUCUUACUUUAAAAGAAUUUUUUCGGAUAUUUUUCUUGAAAAGUAGUUACAAAGGCAAAGUCGGAUAAGUCGGAAAAGGCUCCUUUUUUGCUGCCUUUUUGCGCCUAUUUAUGGGCUGUUAUGCACCAUUUUUGCUGCCUCUGUCUUUUUCUACCAUUUCUUGAGCCUUUUUGCUGCCUUUUUGCUGCCUUUCUGCUGCCAUUUUGCUGCCUUUUUGCACCCUUUCGGCACCCUUUUUAGUGCCUUUCCCUUUUUCCACUAUUUCUUGAGCCCUUCUGCUGCCUUUUUGGUGCCUUUUUGGUGCCUUUUUGCUACCUUUUUGCUGCCUUUUUGCUGCCUUCCUGCAGCCUUUUUUCUGCCUUUCUGUGACCUUUUCGCUGCCUUUUUGCAGCCAUUUUGCAGCCUUUUUUGAGCCCCUCCCUUUUCGCAGCCAUUAUCCACCAUUCCGACUUUGCCCGAGUAAAAAUCUUCUUUUAAAUGAUCUGCCCUUCUCAGUAUUUUUUUUUAAUACUCGUUCCCAGUUCUACCCGGCGGUCAAUUGUUUCAACCAGGGAGACGGAAGACCACAUUUUUCCGACGUUAUCCAGGAAAUCACGGCCUCGUGAGCUUUAAAUAGUUUUUUUUGGUAAUUUUCAAGAUUUUGAGAUUCCGCGGCAAUCCGAAACACGAGAACAAAGAAUUGAUUUUCAUCGUGAUGGUCCCGAAAGCCGAAUAUGCACGGGCCGAGUAUUACGGUGAGGAUUGGAAUUUUCGAAAAAUCUCAAUUUUCGAGAGAAAAAAAAUGAAUUUAUAAUAGAAAACGUGCCGAAAAAUCCUAAUUUUUAUUUGAAAAAGAAAAUGAAAAUAUUUUUGCGUGAAGAAAGUGCCAGAAAAAUGCGAUUUUUGAUAUAAAAAAAGGAAGAAAAUAAGAAUUUCUAGUAGAAAAAGUACCCAAAUAUAUUAAUUUUGAUUCCAAAAAAAAUAAUUUUUGAUCGGAAAGGAACCAAAAAUCCUACACUCGAUUUUUCAAAGGAAAAAAAAAUAAUUCCGAAUAAAAAAAUUGCAAAAAAUGCGGAGUUCAAUUCAAAAUCUUGUGGAAAAUUGGGAAGGUCGGAAAAAGAAAAAAAGACUGAUAAAAAAAUAUUUUUUUAUCAUUAGUUUCGAUCAAAACAAAAUUUCCUGAAAAUGGGUGAAAAAAAUAGCACCAAAAAGGAACCUUUUUGCACCCUUUUCUGAACAUUUUCAGUAACUCCUGACAAGGAGGUCAUUUCAACUUUUUGUCGGGAAUUUUUUUCGAAAAAAAUCGCCAGAAUAUUCCUUGAUGGUCCGAAAGAAGAUUCUGAGAGUUUCAACUUGUAAAAAUUCCUAAUUUUCGAGAAAUGACUUUUUAAAGUUGAAGAAAACCUUCAAAAUUUGUUAAAAUAUGCUAUUUUUUUGGGCUUUGAGCCCUCGUUUCUCGGAAACUAGGAAUUUUUUUGAAGGUUGAAACUUUCAGGAUUUUUUUCUGGUACAUCAAGGAGAAUUCCGGACAAUUUUUCAAGAAAUUCCUAACCCUAAACCUCCUUAUAAAAAAACCUUUGAGAAAAAAAUUUUUUCAGAAAAAAAAAUUUUUUUCUAGGCUAUAUAAAAAAACGUGUGCGACCACCAAUUCGGUUUCGUUAGCCAGGUGAUCGUCUCGGAAAACGUCCAUCUUUAUUCCAAAGAUCCGGCUCCGUUGGUAGAACCCUAAAAUCCAGAAAUCUAACCAUUUUCUAGGAAGAAAAUGCAGUUGUUCUACCAGGUCGCCCUGAAACUCAACGCCAAGUUGGACGGCAUCAAUCAGGAAAUCGACUUUUCCGAAGAGUUGGUCUUUUUUUUCCAUUCUGAAAUGUUGAUUUUUGAGAAUUUUCAGUGAAGGUUUGUGACAGUAAAAGGGUCAUUUUUGGGCAAGAGUAGGGUCACUUUUAGGCUAGAAAACGGUCAUUUUCGGGCAGAAAAAGGGUCAUUUUUGGGCAAUAAAGGGGUCAUUUUGAGGCAGGAGUUUUCGACAACAGUAGGGCCACUUUCGGGCAAGAAACGGGUCAUUAUUAAGCGAGAAAAGGGUCGAUUUCGGGCGGAAUUUUUCGACAAGAAUAGGGUCACUUUUAGGCUAGAAAAGGGUCAUUUUCGGGCACGAGAGAGGAAAUUUUUGGUCAAGAAACGGGUCAUUUUCGGGCGGUAUCUUCUGCCAAAAAAUGGCGGGUCGUUUUGAGGCAGGAAAAGGGUCAUUUUCGGGCAAAAAAAAGGGUCAUUUCGAGGCAGGAAAAGGGCCAUUUUCGGGCAAAAAACAGGUCAUUAUUAAACAAGAAUAGGGCCAAUUUUGAGCGGUUUUUUUUUGACAAGAAAAAGGCCUUUUUGAGACAGGAAAGGGUCAUUUUUAGUCUAGAAAAGGGUCUUUUGUAAGCAAGAAAAGGGUCAUUUUCAGGCGGGAUUUUUCGACAAGAAUAGGGUCAUUUUCAGGCAAGAAAUGUCGCCGGAGGAGAAAGAAAAACGGAAAAAGUUGCCACGACGGAUGUUCGUCGGCGUCGACGUCACCCAUCCGACCCAAGACAGUGGAAUCGACAUCUCCAUCGCCUCCAUCGUCGGAAGUAUCAACCUCGGUGGAACAAAGUCAGGGAUUUUUCUGGGGAAAUUUUAAUAAAAAAACGGAAAAUUUGAAUUUCACUGGAAAAAUGACAGAUUUCAUUUUUGAAAAAUGCUUCUUUAUGAUUUUUUGUGUAAAAUUAGGCACAAAAAUCCUUUCAAAAACGAAAUUUUGGUGUAUUUGCUCUUAAAAUAUAUUUUUGGAGUCGAAAUCUCAUUUCUCUACGACUCUCUCAUUUUUUCAUGCUAUUUUCUAGUCCAAUCGACCUUAGAGGGAGAGAAAAGAGAGCGCAGACAGGUCAGAAAGUUUCAAUUAAAAAAACUGUAAAAAAAUACGUACUUAAAGUGGUCACUAUAGGGGUCUUCAAAAGAUCACGAAGUCGACAAAAUAGUGCUCCCUAGAGGACUGAAGUUUAGGUGGUCACUAUAGGGGACUUUUUUUGAUUUUUUUGGGAAAAAAAUAAAAAAAUUUAGUUAUUACCGCUGUUUCUCUGAACAUGGAGAAGAACUGAAAUUCAUAUUUUUUUCGAUUUUUUUACGAAAUUUUUAUUUUUCAAAAAAAUUGUGGUAAUUUAUUAAUUUCGCUGGGAAAAAUUUCAGAUUUUUUUAAAGAAAUUUUUUUCGCUCCGGAAACUAUUUUUACUGUGCCUUUUUUUGAAGUGAAAUGAAUAUUUUUUUCGAUCAAAUUUUUAGAAUAUAAAUUUAUUGCUAAUGUCGCACGUGUUCUACAUGUAAUAAAACCUCGAUUAACUUUUUUUAUCUCAAGUAGAUUUGAAACAGUAAAAACUUCUAUAAAUUUUUCAGAAUUGAAAAACUUUUAGGAACGCGAGAGUGGUCACUAGAGGGCUCUUGCAGGUUUCCCUCUAGGGACCACUUUAUUGAUUUCCAGAGGGGGCUUGCAGAAGUGGCCACUCUAGGAGUUUAAGUUAGUGGUCCUCAGAGAAAAAAAAAUUGACCCAAGCGUAAAGAAAAAAUUCAAAAAUUGAAAAAUCACUAUAGGGACCAUUUAGAGGGCUCUAAAGCUUACAAAAGUGGCCACUCUAGGAGAACAUGCUAAUGGUCGCUAUGUCCUUUUAACUUUCAAACUACAACCAAAAUUAAAAAGGCUCUUUAGGGACCACUCAAACCUACUAUAAAAAUCAUCUUAAUUUUAUCCCUCUAGGGGUCACUACAGGAGCUUUUUCUAACCCCUCUAGUGACUACUCUAGCGAUCUUAAGAAUUUUGUUUGUCAAAUAAAAAUGUAAUAUUAAUUUACAGUGAAGUCUUAUUCAAUCUGAGAAACGGGAAAGUGAGUUAUUCAGAUAUCGAAACUCGGUUCUGGCGCAAAUGAAACCGAAAGAAACGGUCGAAGUGUUCCACUAUCAGUUCAGUGAACUCAUCACCGAAUUCAAAAAGGUUCAAAAAGCCGAAAAAAUUGAUGAUUUCCCUAUCAGAACAUGGGCGAUUUACCGGAACACGUGAUCGUUUUCCGCGACGGGAUCAGCGACUCGGAAAUGGUCCGGACCGCCACUAUCGAACUUUCCCAUUUCAAGUUGGUUUUUUAAAGAGAAAAAAUAAUUUUUUUGGAUCCUGUAAGUCUCUGCGAAUUCAUGAACAUAUAUUUCCAUUAAAUUUAGUUUUAUAUUGUUUUUUUAUAUGAUAAAUCGGUUCAAAUGACAUAAUAGUCAGGAAAAAAUUGGAUUUUUAAAGGGAAUAUUUCUAGGGGUCACUUAAGGGACUAAAUGGUAUACUACUACUCGGAAAAUUUUUAGUGGCCGCUUAAGGGUUUCCUCAAGUACUACUUGGAGAGGACACUGAAGUGACCACCAGAAAAAACUUUAUUUAUUAUUUUGCGUCUCAGUGGGUGAAGGAUACAACGGUGGAGCAAAAUUACCUCUAGUGUGUUGGGAAAUUUUAGUGGGCUCUUAAGGGUUUUGACUUUUCAGUAGCCACUUUAGAGUUCUCUCCAAGAAGUCCUUUUUGAGUCCCUUAAGUGGCCACUAAAAAUUUUCCCAAUGAGCUUCUCAACUUCUCAGUGGUCGAGUUGAACUAUUUAGCCUCUUAAGUGGUCACUAAUUCGACUACUACAGUGACCACUUGAACUUUUAAACCCUCAAGGGGGCACUAAACAUUUUCUCAGUGAAAUUAAUUUUAAAGAAAAAUCUCCGAUUUUCUGUAAGGCCGUGUUCAGAGAAAUUUGAGCGAAUUUCAAUUUUUUUCUUUGCGUCUCCAAAAAUUUAAUUAUGUUUUCCAUUCUCUGACGGUUUUUUUUGAAUUUCACGGGUCCACUUUGAUCACGGUAUAAAAUGGCAGAAAUUUUAUUUUUUUAAAGGAAAGGUCCUCUAGUGAACACUUGAGGGAUUUUUUUUUCAAAUAUUAUUCCAGAAAAAAAUUGAAUACCUUUUGGGAAUGGUUGCUCUAUUGCUAAAAUUUGAAUUUUUUUAGAGUAAUUAACUAUUUUUUUAUGUUCAUUUUUGAAUACAAUUUGAAAGAAAUACGCUCUAAAAACGGAAAAAAAAACGGAAUUUUCGACUUUUGAUCGAUUUUUAAAGCUUUAGGUGUAUUUUUCUCACAUAGGAACAGUUUUUGAGCUUUCUGGAACCUUUUUUUCUCCAGCUUUUAUCGAAAAUCCAACUUCAGAAAACACAUGAUCGCCCUUUUUGGGGAUAGUUGCUCCAUUGCCAAAAUUUGAAUUUUGAAGAUAAUUAACUAUUUUUUUGAAUUUUCAUUUGAAAGAAAUACGCUCCUUUUUGAGCUUUUUCGGUUUUUUGAAGUUCCUAGUUGUUUUUUUCACAUCGGAACAAUUUUUGAGCUUUCAGGAACCUUUUUUUCAUUAGCUUUCAUGGAAAAUUCAAUUUCAGAAAACAAUUGAUCGCCCUCCUGGGAAGAGAUGCUCUGCUGCCAAAAUUCACCUACAUCGUCGUCCAAAAACGACACACGACCCGUUUCUAUGAAAUCGACGAGGAAAUGGAAAAAACCGACGAAAAUCCCAUGCAGUUUGAAUAUUUUUCGCUUUUUUGGAAGCAAAUAAGGAAUUUUCAGACUGAAAAACGUGAAAUCUGGAACGAUCGUCGACGAAAUGGUCGUUUCCCGGAUGAACUUCGAUUUCAUGCUCGCUUCUCAUCACGGAGCCUUGGUUGGUUUCGGGAAAACAUGUUUUUCAAUAAAUGGCCGCAUUUGGAAUGGCUUUUUCUUCCUUCAAAUGGAAAAAAAAAAUUAAAAAACGGUCAGAAAAUUAAUUUUCGAGUUCAUUCCAAAUUUUAUCAAUAAACGGUAGAUUUUCAUAACUGGUCAGUAAAAAAUCAAUUUUUUUCAACGAAUUGGCCGCAUUUGGAAUGACCUUUUCUUCUACAUAUUGAGGCAGAAGGACAAAUUAUCAAAAAGCGUCCUGAAAGGAGUUUUUGAUGUUAUCCUGGAUUUUUUUUUUCCAAUAUAGAUCGUGAAAAUAAUAAAUCGCACCGAAAUGGCCGCAUUUGGAAUGACCUUUUUCUUCUAAAAUGAGAAGGAAAGACAGAAAAGCAAUUUAAAAAUGCGACCAGAAAAACUUAUUUCCACAUUUUUUUCCAGAUUUUUAACAUAAAGAGAUUAUUGGUUUAUUCGAAAACUUGCUGAAAAUUGAAAAUUAGUAAAAAGACCGCAUUUGGAAUGGCUUUUUUUCUUCAAAGGUUAAGUGACAGAAAACCCAUAGAAAGUGAUUUGAAAAAGUCCGCUUCUACUUUUUUUCUCACUUUUUUUAUCAUUGAUAUCAUGUCCAUUUUUUUAAAAAGAUCAUUCAUCAAAUUUAUCAAAAAAACGUCCGCAUUUGGAAUGGCUUUUCUGGCAACUGCUUGAAAAAAACUGCAAAAUUUGCGAAGUUAUGAAAAUGAAGGAGACAUUUUUCCAGGGAACCACUCGUCCUUGCCAUUACCAUGUGAUCUACGAUGAAGCGGCUAUGAAAAAAACAAGACAUUUAUGUAAGUUUUUUUAAUUUAAAAUGCAAAGAUGGCGGAAAAAAAGAUUUUUAUUUUUUUCGAAAUUUUUUUAAAAAAAUCCAUAUCUAACUAGUUACGAUUUUUAGAUAAGGAAUCAAUUAAUAAAAAAACAAGGAUAAUGUUUUUUUCCAAAAAGAUCUCCUUUCAGUCAUACAUGGGAUGAGCAUGACUGGCGACAGCCAAGCCCCCCUUAAUGCCAAGCCUUACCCCCCUUAAUGCCAAGCCUUACCCCCCCUUAAUGCCAAGCCUUACCCCCCUUAAUGCCAAGCCUUAACCCCCCUUCCACUUAAUGCCAAGCCUUACCCCCCUUAAUGCCAAGCCUUACCCCCCCCUUAAUGCCAAGCCUUACCCCCCUUAAUGCCAAGCCUUAACCCCCCUUCCACUUAAUGCCAAGCUUCCCCCUUAAUGCCAAGCCUUACCCCCCCUUAAUGCCAAGCCUUAACCCCCCCUUAAUGCCAAGCCUUACCCCCUUAAUGCCAAGCCUUACCCCCCCUUAAUGCCAAGCCUUACCCCCCCCUUCCACUUAAUGCCAAGCUUCCCCCCCUUAAUGCCAAGCCUUACCCCCCUUAAUGCCAAGCCUUAACCCCCCUUCCACUUAAUGCCAAGCUUCCCCUUAAUGCCAAGCCUUACCCCCCUUAAUGCCAAGCCUUACCCCCCCCUUAAUGCCAAGCCUUAACCCCCCCUUCCACUUAAUGCCAAGCUUCCCCCUUAAUGCCAAGCCUUACCCCCUUAAUGCCAAGCCUUACCCCCCUUAAUGCCAAGCCUUAACCCCCCUUCCACUUAAUGCCAAGCUUCCCCCGCCCAACUUAAUGCCAAGCCUUACCCCCAACUUGAUGCCAAGCCUUACCCCCCUGUUUUUUUCCUUUUUUUCCGAUCAUUUUGAACUGAAAAAAAUUUUGGUUCUUUUUUUAAAUGGUUUUUUUAACGGUUUUUCUGCCAACUAUCCCAUGUAUGGUUGCAGAAUUUUCUAGCAAAAAAAUGUUUGAUUGAAGUUUUUUUCAAAUCUUGUUCAUUUUCAACAAAAACGUUUCCAGGAACUCUGCUACAACCUGUGUUUCCUGUCGGCCAGAGUUCGCAAACCGAUCUCCCUACCAGCCCCUGUUCACUACGCCCACAUCGUCUGCGAAAAGGCGAAAAACAUCUACAAGUACCUGAGAAGGUAUUCAUCAAAGAAAAACCAUUGGGAGCUCAUAAAAAACUUUCAAAAUGCUUUCUCAGCGCCUUUUACAGCUUUUGUUGAUAAAGAUUUGUUCGAAAAAAUCAAAAUGAGAUCCAAAAAAGACCGAAAAGUCUGGGAAAAGUUGUUGAAAAAUAGAAAACGAAGCGAUUUUUGAACCUUGCUGGGACUUGAUUUUUUUUUGAUAGGGUUUUUUAAAAGUUUGUGAACCCUGUAUUGUUUCAGUUACGUAUUGAAAAAGAGAAAAAUCAUUGACAAAAUUUAAGAAACAAAUCUUUAUUUUGAAAAACAAAUAAGAAAUCAAGUACUUUCCGUACCUUUUUCAGAAUUUUUUUCCCCCUUUUUUUAGGUUUUUUUAAAGUUUUUUUAUGUAUUCUCUCUAUUCCAAUUUAGGGAUUCGAUACAGAAAAAUCAAUAAAUAAAAAGAAAACUCAUUUUUUUCAAUGAAGAUAUGGAUGAGAAUGAAGCGGUUUUUUUGUACCUUUGAAACGAAAUUUUUUUCAAUUUUUUUCAGGCUUUCAGGCUUCUUUGAGCUUUUUCCUAUGUUUGAAAUUGAUGAUUAAAAUAAUAAAAAAAUAUUUUUUUCCAGAAAAUAUCCGUCCGAGAUGCUCACCGCUACGUUCAUCGAAGAGCAACUGAAACAGCACAAAAAUUAUCCCGGAAUGCAUUUUGUGUAA
Caenorhabditis auriculariae is the source of this 21854-nucleotide messenger RNA. The record is from the annotation of a GenBank genome assembly. Lineage: Eukaryota; Metazoa; Nematoda; Chromadorea; Rhabditida; Rhabditidae.